CCGGCCGGCGGCGGCGCUUGUGCCGCGGCGGGCGCGGCCAGAGGGGGCAGAGCUGAGCCGCGCCGCGCCGGGCAGAGACGGCAGGCAGCCGGAGCUCCGCGCCACACGCCGCCCCGGCCCCGGCGGGACCCGCCGCCGCCCCCGCCCCGCUCCGGAAGAAAGUGAAGUGAGGAGGUGACUGAAGAGGCACUGCAGGAGGGAUUUGCAGGAGCAGCUUCACUUCUUAACCAGAGGAAGGUGGAAUUAAAUGGCUGAUAAACAGAUCAGCCUGCCGGCCAAGCUGCUGAACGGAGGCAUUGCCGGCCUCAUCGGCGUCACCUGCGUCUUCCCCAUCGACCUGGCCAAGACGCGCCUGCAGAACCAGCAGAAUGGGCAGCGGAUGUACACCAGCCUGUCUGACUGCCUGCUCAAGACCAUCCGCUCCGAGGGCUACUUCGGCAUGUACCGGGGGGCUGCGGUGAACCUGACCCUGGUGACGCCGGAGAAGGCCAUCAAGCUGGCAGCCAACGACUUCUUCCGGCACCACCUCUCCAAGGAUGGGAAGAAGCUGACGCUGCUGCGGGAGAUGCUGGCGGGCUGCGGCGCAGGCACCUGCCAGGUGAUCGUCACCACCCCCAUGGAGAUGCUCAAAAUCCAGCUCCAGGAUGCAGGGAGGAUUGCGGCCCAGAAGAAGCUGAUGGCAGCCCAGGCCCAGCUCUCCCCCUCCCCCUCCUCCCCGGGGCCGGCGGAGCCGGUGGCCGAGCGCCGCCCCACGGCCACGCAGAUCACCAGGGAGCUGCUGCGCAGCAGGGGCAUCGCCGGCCUCUACCAGGGCCUGGGGGCCACGCUGCUGAGGGAUGUUCCAUUCUCCAUUGUUUACUUCCCCCUCUUUGCAAACCUGAACAAGCUGGGCCAGAAGGACCCCAACGUCAAGGCUCCCUUCUACGUGUCCUUCCUGUCGGGCUGCGUGGCAGGCAGCACCGCGGCCGUGGCUGUCAACCCCUGUGACGUGAUCAAAACACGGCUGCAGUCCCUGCAGAGAGGAGUGAACGAGGACACCUACUCGGGGAUCCUGGACUGCACCAAGAAGAUCUGGCAGAAGGAGGGCCCCACGGCCUUCCUGAAGGGAGCCUACUGCCGGGCGCUGGUGAUCGCGCCGCUCUUCGGCAUCGCGCAGGUCGUCUACUUCCUGGGCAUCGCCGAGCUGCUGCUGGACCUGCUGCCCCAGCGGCGGGGCUAGCCCUGGCAGC
This is a messenger RNA of Dryobates pubescens (Downy woodpecker), 1229 nucleotides long. It is a transcript of the gene SLC25A22, whose product is annotated as solute carrier family 25 member 22. The record is from RefSeq and is a predicted model, not a curated record. Lineage: Eukaryota; Metazoa; Chordata; Aves; Piciformes; Picidae. Bases 248 to 1219 code for a protein of 323 amino acids. Gene Ontology annotation, biological process: L-glutamate transmembrane transport; aspartate transmembrane transport; malate-aspartate shuttle. Gene Ontology annotation, molecular function: L-aspartate transmembrane transporter activity; L-glutamate transmembrane transporter activity. The transcript is spliced from 10 exons.